AUGGGCCGAGUAAUUGUCGACAGUUUGAGACGUUUAGUCAGAGCAUAUGAUGAAGGAGAAGUCACGGUAACACCGACUCAAAUUAUGCAACAACUGGUCGACUGGACAGAUCCCGCAAAGGUUGUCGGCGGACAGGGAGUCUCGUCCUUGGUCCAUGUUGAGCUGGCGAAGGAGAUUCUAGAGCGCAUCACUCAAACCGACUCCAAGGACGAGAGAAAAGCACUGUGCCUGUCCUUGUCAAGACUGAACAUCACAAAGACAGCUGAAGAUAGCACAACAGGCCUCGGGGACAUUCGGGAUCUGGUGGCCGACGUUCUAGAAAACGAUCUCAUCGGCGAGGCGCUCUCGAAAAACGCCCUCAUCCGAUUCCAAACGGUAGUCGAUGGUCUCACUGGCGACUCUACCACUGUCAACGACACAGCAUCAACCGAAGUCAGCGACCUCAACCCACCAACCGAGACCAUCACGGACACGACCGCAGGACCCAACCCAACCGACGGCGACGACGCCAGCGAGUCCAGCGAGUCCGAACAAGAGUAA
Sugiyamaella lignohabitans is the source of this 540-nucleotide messenger RNA. Its product is annotated as Condensin complex subunit 3. Gene Ontology annotation, cellular component: condensed chromosome; condensin complex. The transcript has a single exon. Bases 1 to 540 code for a protein of 179 amino acids. Gene Ontology annotation, biological process: mitotic chromosome condensation. The record is from RefSeq and is a predicted model, not a curated record. Lineage: Eukaryota; Fungi; Ascomycota; Dipodascomycetes; Dipodascales; Trichomonascaceae.